This is a messenger RNA of Knipowitschia caucasica, 780 nucleotides long. The record is from the annotation of a GenBank genome assembly. Lineage: Eukaryota; Metazoa; Chordata; Actinopteri; Gobiiformes; Gobiidae.
AUGGAGUGGUUCUUCCAUGUGUCACUGUGUCCCCAGUCCCCCUCGCAGGGCUCCAGGAUGGACACUCUGCACUGCUGGAGACUUACCCUCCACAUGAAGGCCACACUCAGGGAAAACUCAGGUUCCACAGGGCGCGGGGGGUGUGACCCUCCCAUCGCACCCCCACCCACCAUGGUCAAGUGUGACAUGGGAAGGAGAGGAUGGAAGGGACCCAACUGCAUCGGAUGCAGACAGAAGUGGCAGCUGGGCAUGGCUAGCGCCGUCACUGAACACCGGAGAGAAGAGGCUCAGCAAACCGAGGUCCUGGUCAGCGGCUUCUUGAUCUGCAGCACCCUGGUCAGCGACGCCUUGGUCCACAGCACCCCAGGCAGCGGUAUCUCCGUCUGCGGCGUCCCCGUCAGCGGCGCCCCCGUCAGCGGCGUCCUCAUACACGGCUGGAGGCUGGACCUCGGAAGCUCCAGCCGCUCACGCAUUUGCUAUACAUACUCUGGGGUUGAAAGUGCACGUGAGAAGUUGGAAGCACCAUGUUGUGAGCGUGGAUGGACGACGCCGGACAAAGGGCUGGACAAAGAAGGCCCUCAUCUGUUCUCCUUCCUGCCGCGGUGCUUUGGCGUUGCCGAGGCGCUGGAGAGAGCCGAGUUAAUUACAGGCGGUGAGGCAGAGGAGGGGGUAGUGUCCUUCACAUGUCAUCGAGGUCUGAGGGUGAGGCUGACGUGUGCGCGAGGAGGAAGGAGACGAGUGAUCGAUUCAAGAGUCAAGAGGACAGAGAGAAUGCACUGA